Molecule: messenger RNA, 1002 nt
Organism: Mercenaria mercenaria
Lineage: Eukaryota; Metazoa; Mollusca; Bivalvia; Venerida; Veneridae
Exons: 6
Coding region: 38-754 (238 amino acids)
Source: RefSeq, a predicted model, not a curated record
GAGAGUAACAGAUAUCUGUUCCACUGUCACAAAGCUAAUGUCGGACAAUCUACCAUUAUACAUUACCAAUGAGAACUACCCAAGCGUCACGACCAGACAUGAAUCUUGUUCCUGUUCUUUGGAAAUAUAUUCUUGCACAGCUAACAUACAAGUUUACACGCUUGAUACAGACCUGUAUUUAGACGAGAGUCAUUGUGAUCAAAGUCUCAAAUUCGUAGAUAUAUCUAAUAAUACUGUAACUGAACUCAACUGUGAAAGUCACUAUAAAAACGAAAUAGAAAUAAACAAAGUAGCCAGGCAUUAUACUAGAGUGGACUUCAUCAACAAUAGUACGGCGGAUCAAGAAGGAUAUUUCUUCAUAGGCCUUGAUUCAACAGAGCCGCUAGUAUCAUUUGUUUUGAAUUGUGGUGCUGAACGUGUAACCUGGUGUUCCGAAUGUGGAGUCCUACCAAACAUCACAGAUGGCACACUCACUCUUGUCGAUGCUACUAAUUCUUCGUAUGGAGCAACAGCUGGGGUUGUAUGCAACACAGGGUAUGAAACAAAUACACCGACUGUCGCUUGUCUUACAAUGGUACAUGGUCUGUUGCUAGCUGUUUUAAGACAGCAAGCUGUGCUGCCAAUGAGCAGAGAUGUGACGAUGGAGUGUGUAUACCAGACAGUGAUAGUUGUAGUAGCAUACCUAACUGUAAUGGUGGGUCUAAUGAGAAUUGUACAGUUACCACUACACCAGUUCAACCAAACAAUGAUCUAGAACCAGUCAUGAUUAUUGCGAUUGUUAUCGGAAGUAUUCUUGCAGUAUGUUUCUUGAUUCAACUUGUAGUAUCUCUUGUGUUGUACAAGAAAGAUGAUGAAAGUGGUCGCAGUGUAACCAAGGUUGUGUUAGGCAGUAUUCCCGUGGUCGGACUUGUAUUUAUUUGUUGCAAGAAUAAUUAAAAUAGGUACAGUCUGUUAUUUAUCCAUACAAUGAAUAAUAAGGUUCCAUUGUGCAUAUAUUAAACA